AGCACAAACACACAACAACAACAACCACCACCACCACCGGGGGAAGGAAACGGGAAGUUGGCCAAACCGAGUGGAACAUGUCUUAUUUGUGACUGAAACCUGGCUGGAGUAGGACAGGGACGGAUUUAAAUGUAGUCCGUUUGGGACUAACCUCGACCGUGGUACCUUGAAAGUCAGACUACAAAGGGACGUCAGGUCUGAGCGUGUAAAGAUGGAUACCUUCUUCCUAGAGGGGUCCCGUGUGUGGCUGAGGCAUAAAGAACAGCUCCUUCCCUCUACUGUCAGCUCCUGCGAUGAUGCAUCCCUGGUCCUCACCACUGACUAUGGGAAGGUGGUCCACCUGCAGAAGGCUGAGCUAAGCCGAGACACAGCGUACCCCAUGCACCCCAGCAGCAUCCAUGGAGUGGAGGACAUGUCCCUGCUGGCUGAGCUGCAUGAAGCUGCUAUCAUGCACAACCUCUUUCUGCGCUACCAGAGAGACAACAUCUAUACUAACAUAGGUUCCAUCCUGGCAGCCGUGAAUCCCUACAAGCAGAUAGCGGGACUUUACGACGGAACCUCAGUGGAUUUAUACAGCAAACACCAGAUGGGGGAACUGCCUCCUCACAUAUUUGCCAUUGCCAACGAGUGUUACCGCUGCCUGUGGAAGAGACACGACAGCCAGUGUGUUCUCAUCAGUGGAGAAAGCGGUGCCGGGAAGACGGAGAGCACCAAGCUGCUGCUCAAGUUCCUCUCCGUGAUGAGUCAGAACUCAGCAGGUGCACCUCCCUCAGAGAGAACCACCAGAGUGGAGCAGGCGCUCAUCCAGAGCAGUCCUAUCAUGGAGGCGUUCGGGAAUGCAAAGACCGUGUACAACAACAACUCCAGUCGUUUCGGGAAGUUCAUCCAGCUCCAUUUCUCCCAGAAUGGAAACAUCCAGGGAGGAUGCAUCGUUGAUUACUUGCUCGAAAAGAACCGUGUCGUGCGACAAAAUCCGGGAGAAAGAAACUACCACAUAUUCUAUGUGAUGUUAGCAGGAGCCGACAAAGACCACCGAGACAUGUAUUUACUGUCUGAGGGUCCCGAGUCCUACCACUACUUGAGCCAGUCCGGCUGCAUGCAGGACAGCAGCCUGGAUGACAAGCAGCUAUUUGACAGUGUCAUGUCGGCCCUGCAGGUGAUGGAGUUUAGCGAGGAGGAGAUCAGAGACGUCUUCAAGUUACUGUCUGCCGUUCUCCAGAUGGGGAACAUUGAAUUUAUGACAGCCGGUGGAGCUCAAAUCACUUCCAAAGGGGUGGUCUGCAAUGUCAGUGAGCUGCUUGGCCUGGACUCCUUCCAGCUGUCUGAGGUGUUGACCCAGCGCUCCAUGAUCCUGAGAGGAGAGGAGAUCUGCUCGCCGCUCACUGUGGAGCAGGCCGUGGACUCGCGGGACUCUGUCGCCAUGGCGCUUUAUUCUCAGUGUUUCUCCUGGAUCAUAAUGAAGAUCAACCAGAAGAUUAAAGGCAAAGACAACUUCAAGUCCAUCGGCAUCCUAGACAUCUUUGGCUUUGAGAACUUUGAGGUGAAUCGCUUUGAACAGUUUAACAUCAACUACGCCAACGAGAAGCUCCAGGAAUAUUUCAACAAGCACAUCUUUUCACUAGAGCAGCUGGAGUACAACAGGGAGGGAAUCCAAUGGGAGGCCAUCGACUGGAUGGACAAUGCUGAGUGUCUAGAUCUCAUUGAGAAGAAACUGGGCAUGUUGGCUCUUAUCAAUGAGGAGAGUCGCUUCCCCAAAGGCACUGACUACACCCUCCUGGAGAAACUGCACAGCCGACACGCAACUAACCAGUAUUACGUGAAGCCCAGGGUGACCGACCACCAGUUCGGCAUUAAGCACUAUGCAGGAGAGGUGCUUUAUGACGCUCGUGGCGUCCUGGAGAAGAACAGGGACACCUUUAGAGACGACAUAUUGUUUAUUCUCAAAGAUAGCAGGCUGGACUUCAUCUACGACCUCUUUGAGCGCGUGGGCAGCAGAAAUGGAGACGAGACGUUAAAGAUGGGCACGGCCCGACGCAAGCCCACCGUCAGCUCUCAAUUCAGGGAAUCUCUUCAUUCCCUGAUGGCCACGCUAAGUGCCUCCAACCCCUUCUUUGUCCGCUGCAUCAAACCAAACAUGGCUAAGAAAGCCAACCAGUUUGAUCCAAAUGUGGUCUUGAACCAGCUGAGAUACUCCGGAAUGUUGGAGACCGUUAAGAUCCGCAAAGCUGGAUUCCCAGUUCGCCGCACCUUUCAGGAUUUCUUCAACAGAUACAAGAUGAUCCUGAUGAAUAAAGUCCACACAGAAGAUGAGAAGCAGAGUUGUUCGGAGCUUCUGGCACAUGUUGACAACACAAAGAAAGAUUGGCAACUAGGAAAGACAAAGGUGUUCCUGAAGGAGGCCCUGGAGCAAAGGCUGGAGAAGGAGAGGGAGGAGGUGCGGCACAAGGCUGGCAUGGUGAUCCGCGCCCACAUCCUCAGUUAUGUUGCAAGGAAGCAGUACAAGAGGGCUUUGGCCGGCAUCGUCACCAUCCAGAAGAACUACCGCGCUCACUUCUGGAGACGGAGCUUCCUGCGACUGCGCCUGGCCUCCGUGGUCCUGCAGAAGCACCGCAGAGGCCAGAUGGCCCGAUCCCUCUGUCGGCAGCUCAGGGAAGAGAAACGCAAGAAAGAGGAGGAAGAGAGGCGGCGGGUAGAAGAAGAGAAGCGGCGGAAGGAGGAGGAGAUGAGGCGACAGGAGGAGGAGCGGAGUAGAAAGCGGGAGGAAGAGGAGAAGAAACAGAGGUUGCUGGAUGAGGAGCUGAAGAGGAAGGCGGAGGAGGAGCUGAGGCUCAUCAAGGACACGGAGGAGGAGUGUCAAAAGGCUGCAAAUGGCAACGUUAAAAGGAACUCACUGGUGCUGAAUGGCGCUUGUCAGAAGAAGGCUCUUUCUCAGACUACCUCCCACAACCACACCACCGACGAAGAGAGCCGUCAGAUGGAGGAGAUCCUGCGGUUGGAGAGAGAAAUUGAACGCCUGCACAAGCAGCAGGAAGAUGGCGUGUCUCUUCUCGGGGAGAUCUCUCGUGAGGAGCUGCGCAAGAUGAGGGAGGAGGAGAUCUACCGACUAGAAAAGGAGGCCUCCCGCGUGGCUACGGAGUUCCUAGAUCUUUUGGACUUUGGUGGAUUAGAGCCGUCACUGUCAAGUGAGGAGAACCUUCACGACCCGACUAAUUCGACCGCUCCUCUGGCUGAGGAGGAGGUAGACGAGGGGUUCCACGCUGAGGACGAUUGCGUUCCUCUACCGGACUUACCUCCGCAAGCUGCAGUCCCCUUGGACAAGGAAUUAUUCCAAAGUGUCCCUCCUCCUCCAGCUGCCUUUGCAGAGGGGCUCCUCGUCAGCCCUCCUUCGGCUCCCCCGAACGAACCUCAUCAUCUCCGCAACCCCCAACUUCCCAACCCUACUCCUCCUGCGAUCGCCAACGGAGUCAAACCGCUAUCACAGCAGAGAACUAGCGAGGGGUCCGACUUCGAGCCUGAGAGUCAGGACCCGUGUUGCUCCAACCUGCCUGAUACAGAGUCGGACUAUGAUCAAGAGGAGUUUGAAGAGGCUCACGGGAGCUCAGGUGCGAGCAUCAAUAACGACCACAUUACUGACAAGGACAUGCUACGGAAAUCAUCAUGCACCCACAACAGCCUGGACUCCUUCAGAGGCAGCUCAGACUCGUUCAUCGACAGUGACGAGGACAACGACGGCUAUGUGGACACGGAUGAGGAGGUUUCCAACGGCAGGAUGAAUAUACUGAAUGGCAGCGGGCCUCCUUACUUCCAUGGCUACCUCUACAUGAAGAGCGGACUCAUGAUUCCGUGGCGUCGGCGCUGGUGCGUGCUGAAAGACGAGACCUUUAUGUGGUACCGGGCCAAGCAGGACUCCCUCAAGUCCGGCUGGCUUUACAAGAAAGGCGGAGGGAUGUCCACCCUGUCCCGGCGCAAUUGGAAGAUGCGCUGGUUCGUCCUGAGGGAGUCCAAACUGAUGUACUUUGACAACGACAGCGAAGAGAAGCUCAAAGGGACUAUUGACAUCUGCACAGCCAAGGAAAUAGUGGACAACCAUGAGAAGGAAAAUGCACUCAAUAUUGUGACUGAGGAGAGGACUUAUCACAUCUAUGCAGAAUCCCCUGAAGAUGCCAGUGGUUGGUUCAGUGUGCUGAGUAGUGUCCACAGUGCCAGCCCAGAGCAGCUCAUGGAGAUGCACCAUGAACAGGCCAACCCAAAGAAUGCAGUGGGUACGCUAGAUGUGGGCUUGAUUGAUUCGGUUUGUGCGUCAGACAACCCAGACAGACCAAACUCGUUUGUGAUCAUCACCGCCAACCGAGUGAUCCACUGCAACACGGACACACCAGAGGAGAUGCAUCACUGGAUUGGUUUGCUGCAGAAAUCCAAGGGAGACUCCAAGGGCGAUGGACAGGAGUUUUUGGUCAGAGGCUGGCUGCAUAAAGAGAUGAAGUCUGGGGUGAAAAGCACGUCUCUGAAGCUGAAGAAGCGUUGGUUUGUUCUCACCACAAACUCCCUCGACUACUACAAGUCAUCUGAACGCAGCGCCACCAAACUGGGAACGCUGGUCCUCAACAGCCUGUGUUCUGUGGUUCAACCUGAUGAAAAGGUCUUCAAAGAUACUGGUUACUGGAAUAUCAUCAUCCAUGGGCGCAAGCACUCCUACCGCCUGUACACCAAAAUGUUGAACGAAGCCAUGAGAUGGACAAACGCCAUACAAGGAGCCGUUGACAGCAAAGUCCCCAUUGAAACACCAACACAGCAACUCAUUAGGGACAUCAAAGAGAGCAGUUUGAAUGUUGAGGCGGUGGAGCAGAUGUACUGGAGGAACCCCAUCCUGAGAUACACCCAGCAUCCUUUGCACUCCCCUCUGCUGCCUCUGCCUUACGGAGAUGUCAGCAUCCACUUGCAAAAGGAGAAGGGUUACACCAGCCUGCAAGACGAAGCUGUGAAGAUCUUCAACUCUCUGCAAGAGAUGGAGGCGGUGUCAGACCCGGUGCCGAUCAUCCAGGGAAUCCUGCAGACCUGCCAAGACCUGAGGCCGCUGAGAGACGAGGUCUACUGUCAGCUAAUCAAACAAACCAAUCACGUCUCUUACCCUAACAGCCCCGCCAACCGCGCCCACUGGCACCUUCUGACUUGCAUGAGCUGCACCUUCCUGCCCAGCCGCGGCAUCCUGCGCUACCUCAAGUUUCACCUCAAACGGAUCAAGGAGCUAUUCCCCGGCACGGAGAUUGAAAUGUUUGCUCAUUUCAUCUCCGAGUCUCUCAAGAAAACCAAAACCAGAGAGUUUGUUCCCUCCCAAGAGGAAAUAAUAGCACUGCUUACACGACAGGAAAUGACCACAACAGUCUACUGUCACGGAGGAGGCUCCUGUAAGAUCUCCAUUAACUCACACACCACUGCUGGAGAGGUGGUGGAGAAGCUGAUAAGAGGUUUGGCCAUGGAGGAUAGCAGGAACAUGUUUGCUCUUUUCGAGCACAACAACACUAUUGACAGAGCUGUGGAGAGCAGGGUGCUCGUGGCCGACGUUCUGGCUAAAUUUGAAAGACUGGCUGGCAGCGUGGAAGCUGAAGACGAGGGCCAGUGGAGACUUUACUUCAAACUCUACUGCUUCCUGGACGUGGAAAGCAUGCCAAAGGAGGGGGUGGAGUUUGCCUUCAUGUUUGAGCAGGCCCACGAGAGUUUAACCAGAGGACACUUUCCCGCCCGUGAGGAGACGCUGCAGCACCUGGCCGCUUUGCGCCUGCAGUUCCUGCACGGGGACAAAACGCGGGCCGCCUGGGGCCUGGACAGCGUCUACCCCGUGGGCCGCCUGCGCAGCCGCAUCUUGCAGUACACCAAAGUGGGCGGGGCCUCGGGGUCGGGUCAGACUUUGGAGCGACGCAGGACCAGCUUCCUGGACGGAACUCUGCGGCGGGGCUUGAAGACGGGCUCUCUGAAAAAGCAGCGCAUGGAGGAGGAGCAGAUGCUGGAGAUGUGGAUCAAAGAGGAGAUGUCUGCCACCAGGGCCAGCAUUGUGGAGAAAUGGUCCCGCGUCCAAGGUCUGGUCCAACACCAGGCUAUGCUCAAGUACAUGACUAUCAUCAAGGAGUGGCCUGGGUAUGGAUCCACACUGUUUGACGUUGAGUGCAAAGAAGGCGGCUUCCCUCAUGACCUUUGGUUGAGCGUGAGUGCGGAAAACGUGUCGGUGUACAAGAGAGGAGAGCCCAAGCCCCUGGAGACCUUCCCUUAUGAACACAUCAUAUUCUUUGGAGCGCCCCAGCCCUGCACCUACAAGAUCACUGUGGACGAGAGGGAGAUGUUCUUUGAAACACCGCAGGUUGGAGAGAUCACCAAGAUCAUGAAAGCCUACAUCAACAUGAUCGUGAAGAAGCGAUGCAGCGUGAAGUCGGUGUCCAGCUAUGGGAGCAACUGGAUAAGGUGAUUGUCAGCGCAGAGAACAAACAUUCUUUCUGCCAUUAUAGUGAUAACCAUCUUCUUUUAUGAGUUAAAAAGCACCAUUUUCACAUCAGUAAGCAUCCAUCCAUCCAUUUUCUACCGCUUGUAAGGCCAAGUCAAUUCAGCUCAUGUUUUAGUGUCUUUUUUUUUUUCUUUUUUUUUUUUUUCUUUUUUUUUUUAACGAAUGUUUCCCAAAUAAGAGAUUUGCUCAGGUUAAUGUGUAUGUAACUGUAAACAAGCUUGCCUUACUAAGCUAUGUCGGACUAAUAUUUUGGCUCUUUUGUGCAGAUGUGGCCUUUAAAGAGAAGUCGUGAGUUAGUAUCCAAAAAGAAAGUGCAGCUAACAUGAUUAUUUGUGUUAAAAAGUGAUGCUGUCAAUAACCACUGCACACUAAUCACAGACCUUAGUGUUUCUAGAAAGAACAAAAGUAGCUUCCACCUUUUGUGUAUUAUUAAGUGUAUAUAUGCCAUGUUGCCGGAUUUGAGGGUGGGGGGUAUUUAUUUAUUUGCAGAAGUUCAUUUUGCUGCCGUUAAGUUGAUUUGUGCACAUAAUUCACAAAAAGCUACUCAAUUGUGUGCCUUGUAGUCAAGCAAUCGUCCACAUUAAAAAAAAAAAAUUGUGAGGUGGGUUGCCCCCCCAAACCAAACCAUAUCAAAGCUCGCAUGCCAUUUCUGAUCAUUUUUCAAACAUAUCGGUCUUAGUAGCGUAUUUUCCGAACUAUAAGCCGCACCGGUUUACAAGCCCACUAAAUUUAAAAAUGAAAUUUCUUUUUUUUUUUCUUUUUUUUUUCUUUUUUUAUUUUUUUUAUUUCAGGCAAUGACAAAGAAGUACAAGUUGACAAAACAUAAUAAUAUAACUUAAUAUAGUGCAUUAUUGUCCAGUUUUGCCUGAAAUUCAUAAAAUUCCGGACGAUAAGCCGCAUGUGCAUACCGGUACGUUGUGAAAUGAGAUAUUUACAUAAAAAGAUUGUGUAGCUAUUUAUUUACAUACCCUAAUUGUUUUCAAACGGUGCCUGUAGCACGGCAGUAAAACGGCUGAUUGAGCAAAACAGAAAAGUCACUGAUGUCUUUAUUCAUCUUUUAUGAGAUGAAUGAGAUGUUCUCCUUUUUUAAUAAGGUUCAAGAUGUUUAAAAUGAUUAUUCUUCCUUGUACUAUGUAAACACUUUGAGUUUGAACAGUUUAAGUGAAUCAUUUUAGUACAUUGUUCGAUUUUUUUUUUUUUUUUUUGCUUAAUCCACCCCAUAAUUUAGCCGCGAGUGAAGAAAAAUCCAUAGAUUAGCCGCACCUGUGUAUAAACCGCAGGGUUCAAGGCUUGGGAAAAAAGUGGCGGCUUAUAGUCCGAAAAUACGGUAUUGACCUCACCUGGCUUCCAUUAUGGUAUUUGCGUGGACCUGGUCAGCUGCCGGCGGCCACACCAGAAUCUUGAUUGCCAUUGACCACGACUGUAUCGCCAGAUUUCUGAUUGUUUUCAAGUCAAGGAAAGAAAAUCAUCAGAAAAUGUUUUCUAUUGAAAUUUAAAGAUGCUUUAAUAAAUUAUUGUAUUUCAAAAGCUGA
Messenger RNA from Nerophis lumbriciformis (worm pipefish), 8025 nucleotides. RefSeq names its product myosin X, like 3 (gene myo10l3). Gene Ontology annotation, cellular component: myosin complex; cytoskeleton; axonal growth cone. The record is from RefSeq and is a predicted model, not a curated record. Gene Ontology annotation, molecular function: cytoskeletal motor activity; ATP binding; protein binding. NCBI's taxonomy places the organism in Eukaryota, Metazoa, Chordata, Actinopteri, Syngnathiformes, Syngnathidae. Gene Ontology annotation, biological process: signal transduction; axon extension.